Molecule: messenger RNA, 858 nt
Organism: Plasmodium coatneyi
Lineage: Eukaryota; Apicomplexa; Aconoidasida; Haemosporida; Plasmodiidae
Exons: 3
Coding region: 1-858 (285 amino acids)
Source: RefSeq, a predicted model, not a curated record
AUGGUACAUUCGAACAGAAGAACAACAAAAAACGGCGCCCUACCGGGAGUGUUCCCAUCCCAAGGUGGCAGAAUCCCAAUUGCACAAGCUAGUCAAAAAAAUAGAAUGGACGGAAAGAAGGCCUCAGGAUCGUCCUUCUUUUUUACUAAAAGAAAUGCUAUGUUAUUUUUUGUUCUUGCUUUUAUCUUUUUAAAGCAUCAAGAGGAUUUCAGAAGACAGGAUGUGAAUGCUCCAUUACAACUGCAUGACAGUGUAGGUAGAAAAUUAGCAAGCACAGAAAUUUAUUUCAGAAAAAGGGGGAAAAAAGAGAAAGUUACUGAAGUUAAGAAAGAGUCCUCGGGGUCCGGGAACAAAGCACCGAGUGUUGCUGGGAACAAAGCGCCGAGGGUUGGUAGGAACAAAGCCCCAACUGAAGUAGAAAAUAAAUCCCCAACUGAAGGAGAAAAUAAAGCUCCAACUGAAGUAGAAAAUAAAUCCCCAACUGAAGGAGAAAACAAAACUCCAACUGAACCUGAAAAUAAGACUCCAUUUAAAGACCUGUCACGGGAAACUGAAAAAAGGGAAUGCGCUAAGGUUAAGUGGGGAGCUUCCAAGUAUGGGAAGGGAGGAUCUAGGGCCGAAGAACAUAGGCGCCGAUUAAAACAAUGGUUACAGGAAACAGGGAUAGACCCUGGAGAAUAUCUCACCGGAAGAGAACCCCCAAAAUCAACUAAACAAAAGGUCCAAGAGAAAAAAGAAACUACCGAAAAAGGAGGAUCUCAAAAACCAAGUGAACAAAAGAUCCAAGAGAAAAAAGAUUCCAGCAGAAAAGCAACUAAAAAAACAACUGGACAACAAGUAAUGAAUAAAAAAGAUUAG